Molecule: messenger RNA, 951 nt
Organism: Penicillium cosmopolitanum
Lineage: Eukaryota; Fungi; Ascomycota; Eurotiomycetes; Eurotiales; Aspergillaceae
Gene: cpcB
Product: 40S ribosomal protein RACK1
Exons: 4
Coding region: 1-951 (316 amino acids)
Biological process (GO): positive regulation of protein phosphorylation; rescue of stalled cytosolic ribosome
Cellular component (GO): cytosol; nucleus
Molecular function (GO): ribosome binding; translation regulator activity; protein kinase C binding
Source: RefSeq, a predicted model, not a curated record
AUGGCUGAGCAGCUGGUUCUUCGCGGCACCCUCGAGGGCCACAAUGGCUGGGUUACUUCCCUGGCUACCUCUCUGGAGAACCCCAACAUGCUGCUGUCGGGCUCUCGCGACAAGACCCUGAUCAUCUGGAACCUCACCCGCGAUGAGCAGGCCUACGGUUACCCCAAGCGCAGCCUGGAGGGCCACUCCCACAUCGUCUCUGACUGUGUGAUCUCCUCCGACGGUGCCUACGCUCUGUCCUCCUCGUGGGACAAGUCCCUCCGCCUCUGGGAGCUGUCCACCGGUAACACCACCCGCACUUUUGUCGGCCACACCAACGACGUUCUCUCCGUCUCUUUCUCCGCCGACAACCGUCAGAUCGUCUCCGGAUCCCGUGACCGCUCCAUCAAGCUGUGGAACACCCUCGGUGACUGCAAGUUCACCAUCACCGACAAGGGCCACACCGAGUGGGUUUCCUGCGUCCGCUUCAGCCCCAACCCCCAGAACCCCGUCAUUGUCUCCGCUGGUUGGGACAAGCUCGUCAAGGUCUGGGAGCUCGCUUCCUGCCGUCUGCAGACUGACCACAUCGGUCACACCGGCUACAUCAACACCGUCACCAUCUCCCCGAUGGAUCCCUGUGCGCCUCCGGUGGCAAGGACGGUACCACCAUGCUGUGGGAUCUUAACGAGUCCAAGCACCUCUACUCCCUCCACGCCGGUGACGAGAUCCACGCCCUGGUCUUCUCCCCCAACCGCUACUGGCUGUGCGCCGCCACCAGCAGCUCCAUCACCAUCUUCGACCUCGAGAAGAAGAGCAAGGUUGAUGAGCUCAAGCCCGAGUACGUUGAGAAGGGCAAGAAGAGCCGUGACCCCGAGUGUAUCUCCCUGGCCUGGUCCGCCGACGGCCAGACCCUGUUUCGCCGGUUACACCGACAACAAGAUCCGUGCCUGGGGUGUUAUGUCGCGGGCUUAG